Humulus lupulus (European hop) is the source of this 2951-nucleotide messenger RNA. Its product is annotated as myosin-1-like. The transcript is spliced from 6 exons. Gene Ontology annotation, cellular component: actin cytoskeleton; cytoplasm; vesicle. Gene Ontology annotation, biological process: actin filament organization; vesicle transport along actin filament. Gene Ontology annotation, molecular function: actin filament binding; ATP binding; microfilament motor activity. The record is from RefSeq and is a predicted model, not a curated record. The coding region runs from base 1017 to 1742 and encodes 241 amino acids. NCBI's taxonomy places the organism in Eukaryota, Viridiplantae, Streptophyta, Magnoliopsida, Rosales, Cannabaceae.
GGAAAAGUAAUAGAAAUAAAAUAUAAAAAAAUAACCAGCCUACCCCAUUCUCCUUCUCGGAUUAUUGAUUAACCUUUUUUCCCAUUCUCCUUCUCAUCUCUUUCUCUUCCCUUCGCCCUAGCCGCCACUCCCGUAACCACCAUCAUCCUCAGCUUCGACCACCUAACCACCAUCCUCACAACCCUUUUUCUCCGAGCUAAGCUCCAAAUCUGAGGCACCCAUGAACCCAACCCCCGAACCAAGUGACCCCAGGUGCGAGCCCACCGCUGCGUGCCUUCGACCCAGAGCGACUUCCAUUCGCGAGCCACCACCAAGCGCAAUUCUGCACCCGUUUUACUGUAGAGCCCCGAGUGUGCACCAAGCGAGGGCCUAGAUUCCACAAGUCUAGGCGCCCCUCCCAUUGAAAAUUUAUAAAAGUUGGUUCUUUUUGGGGUAAAUUGUUGAGUUCAAUUGAGGCUUUUGUUUCAAAUAGUCCAGUUCUAUGUCAUGGUUGUUUGCUUUUCUUUUUUUCUUUUUCUCAUCAAUGGUUCGUUGGUAAGAUCUAGAACUGUGAAAGAACAUUGGCAAGUUACUUGGAUGUAGAGGUUGUGUUGUAGAUUCAAAGACCUUAUGAACCGUCUCAGCAUGUCAAAGUAGAUUUUCUUACCAAAAAAAUAAUUUUUUAUGUUAAUUUAACUUGGUACCAACUUGUGCUGAUUAUUUUGAUAAACUUUGAAGAUUUUAGCAAGCAUCUUUAGGUGUUAGGCUCUUCAAUUGCGACCCAUAAGAGAAGAGCACUUGGGUCUAAACCUUGUUUCAUGGUCCCCGCCAUUAUGUUCAUCUCAUUAGUCCUUUAGUGGGACCUUGUUAGAGUUUUGUAGACUUUUUUUUAGCUCAAAAGUAAGCUUUUUGAUCCCAGUUUUAUCUGAUUAUUUGAUAUUUGUAGUUUCCAGAAUUAUUCAGGGAAAAUGUCCUAGAAAUCCCGUCCUCCGCCAAAUUUCCAAUCGAUCAAAUCAUUGCCUGAUGAUUUUAGGUUCAUGGGUUCACCGACCUCUGAUCAAUUUGGGAAGUUUGGUGAUGCAAAGUUAGGAUACAGUAAUAUCACCUCAUCAAGUAUACCUGAAAAUAGUGAUUCAGGGGAUGUGGCUAUUGAUAAUAGUGUUGGAAGCAUUGACCAAGUGAAUGAGGAUUCACCAUAUGGUAUGAACGUAGUUUCAGUUGAAGAUAGACCAUCAAGUGGUGAUGAAGAUUCAGACCCUGUAGCUCCACCUGUGCCAUCGGUCUCUGCAUCUCACAGUGAACACAGGUGGGGUGAUACCAACUCGUAUGUUGCGAAGAAGAAGCUUCAAUCUUGGUUUCAACGCCCAAAUGGUAAAUGGGAGCUUGCAAAAAUAUUGUCAAUCUUAGGGACCGAAUCUGUCAUUGCAUUGCCUGAUGAGAAAGUUUUAAAGGUACAAACUGAAAGUUUGGUCCCAUCAAAUCUUGAUAUCCUUGAUGGUGUAGAUGACCUCAUGCAUGUAAGUAAUGAACCAUCAGUGUUGUACAAUCUCCAAUACAGAUACAAUCAAAAUAUGAUUUACACAAAAGCAAGACCAAUGUUGGUUGUUAUCAAUCCAUUUAAGAAAGUUUCUUUGUAUGGAAAUGAAUAUUUAGACGCAUAUAAGCGUAAAACAAAUGACACCCCACAUGUGUAUGCCAUUACAGACACAACAAUCCGGGAAAUGAUACGAGAUGAAGUAAAUCAGUCUAUCAUCAUAAGUUGAGUUGCCAUGGCGGAAUUUAUGGAGCUUAUGUACACAGAUAAGAAUUAUAGGAUUCGACUAUUCUUUUAAAAUUAAUUUAUGUACAGCUUGAGUAUCAUAAAUUUAAUCAUUUUUCUUUUUAAAUAUGUUAUCACCUUCUAGCCAGAUUUUACUACAAUUUCUUUUGAGGAGGAGGCAUUUGGUUUCGCAAAAUUGGAUAUGACUAACAAUAAUUCUCAUGGAUGUUUAUAUUAUUUACCAUGUGUUUCUUUUACUUGUAAUUCUAUAAUUACUCAUAGUUGAGUUGUAAUAGUAGAUUUUCAAUCCUAUAUUUUCUUCAUUAUUUGCCAUGUCAAAGCCAACUUAAUACUUGUGAAGAAUUUAAAAGAAACAUUUAAUCAAAAGAAAAAGGCUUCUUGAUUCAAUAAGAAUAAUCUUUGGAUUGUUCUGCCUUUUAAUUUGUAUUUGUUGUUAUUUCCUUAUAAUAACUCAAACAUCAUUGUUAUAUGAAGGUUACUAUUUAUUUGUUGUGCUUGGCUUAAUAUAAAUAAGUUUGUAUACAGGGUCAUUUUAUUUUUAUUUCAUUUAUUAUUAUCUACUCAUAAAAUUGCAUGUAGACUUUUCUGCAUAUUAAAAAAAAAAGUGAGUUAACUAGACAGAAAACAGAGAUGUGAUUCGGAGUAGCUUAAGAAAUUGUGUGAAUAAAGAGGUUUUAUAAUCUGUAAAGGCAAAAGUUUUUGUUUUCCAGAGUGUUGUCACAUCCCAGUAAAUUGGUUUUACCAUCAUCAUAUUCAUGUGGGCUUAUUAUUAAUUUAACAAAUUAAGCUUUUUUUCACCAUUACUUAUUCUAUACUUGUAGUUUAAAUCUUAACACAUUAAAGAAAUUAGCAUUUAGCAUUUAUUUUGUAAAGUGACCUUGCAAGUGCUUCCCACGCUUAUGAGUGAUAUAGCUUUUUUUUUAAAAGUACUGAUAUAGUUUCGUUUAGAGUAAGAUUUAUGUUAUGAUUAUGUUCCCUUGUGUUUAUUCUUAGUUUUCCACUAGUAUGAAACUCUGUUCUUAGUUGGGUUAUUGUGACUCUACAUUGCUUUGUUGGACUUUGGUUCUACUUUUCCUAGAUAGUUUCAUUUAACGUGUUAAGAUAUUAUUAUGUGGUAGUACUAAAGGAAACACUGAAGAAGUUAAUACUUACUGUUUUAUUAGUCCGAAAGUCACUCUGUAACUAUUGCACA